Messenger RNA from Mytilus californianus (California mussel), 2003 nucleotides. Its product is annotated as alpha-2C adrenergic receptor-like. Gene Ontology annotation, cellular component: membrane. Lineage: Eukaryota; Metazoa; Mollusca; Bivalvia; Mytilida; Mytilidae. Bases 165 to 1568 code for a protein of 467 amino acids. The transcript has 2 exons. Gene Ontology annotation, biological process: G protein-coupled receptor signaling pathway. The record is from RefSeq and is a predicted model, not a curated record. Gene Ontology annotation, molecular function: peptide binding; G protein-coupled receptor activity.
GUGAACUGUUUCCGAAUGGUAUGAAAAAAGAUGGUAUCUGACAUCAAAGAUAUAAGCACAGACUACUUUAAAUUACCAAAUUAUUAUUUUUUUACCAUCAAAUGACACAUUGUUUCUGAAUGGUAUGAUUCAAGAUGGUAUCGUGCAUCAAAGGAUUUAUAUAAAUGGAUACAAUGAAUUCCAGCAGUGGCAAUGAAACAACCAACACAACUGGUUUUAACUGGAUUAAGAGGGAAGAAGAAGUGGCCAGACUCCUGUCUCCCAUUGUUGCGUAUAUCUCCGUUCUCAUGACUUCCGGUGUGAUUGGCAAUUCUCUCGUAUGUUACGUCUGUUACCGGAAAUGGAAAGAAAGGAAAAUCAAAUACUUCAUCGGUUUUCUUGCAACUUUUGAUUUGCUCACGUGCUGCAUUUGUAUGCCGAUAGAAAUAGUUAUGCUACGACAACCUCUUUUGAUUGAUAAUGAUAUUCUUUGCAAACUAGAGCGAGGGUCACGUGCGGUGACAUCUUUAGCUGCCGGAGGAAUGCUUGUCAUUAUUGCUAUUGAUAGGUAUAUUAGUAUAUGCAAGCACACACGCACGCGCAUACAACCCUCACAAGCACGACGGUUAUGCGUGGUUUCCGUAGUAUUGGCAUUGAUAUUUUCAUGGCCAGCAUUUAUUUUAUUUGGCAUGAGAAGUCCCGAUAAGCAAGUGAUUGCAGAAACGCAAUGCUCAACGUUAAAUGAUUAUGAUAAUACGCCAUAUCCGGUCAUAUACUAUGGGAUUAUAUUUGUUCUGUUUUUCGGCAUAACGAUAUCGCUUGUAUUGUUUUACACUUUGAUUUGGUUAAGAAUUUUACGACUCCCGAAUCUGACGUCAUCAGCAAUGUCAACUGCAAAGAGACAGUCCGGAUCUGAAAGUGCUGAAUUAACCGCUUCUAAUUUUCAAAAUACUUUAAACUUUGACCCAGCAAAUAAGUCAACGAAUGGAUCAUUAGAUGGGACGUGUAUACUUUCUCUUAAACAAACAGAAGAUAAUGGGAAGACAAGAAGGAAUACGUUGGACAGAAGACGACACAGGUCAAAUUUAGAUGAAAGCGAUUCUUGCGAUUUUUCGACCGAUAUUUCGAGAAGUAAUUCCAUAGAUCAGAAAAGUAGGAAACAAAAUUGUCCUGUUUCUGCCAAUAACAAUGAAAAGGGAGAUACAGAGGUCAUGCGACCAAGAACAAAUACACAGGAAAGUCGAAGUAAACGUUUUAUUAGGAAAUCAUCGUUCUUAGGUUCAAUAAGUAUGUCAAGUAAUGGUUCCACACGAUCUAACAGAAACAUGGUGCGCAGACGCCGAAUGACAAUAGCUAUGUUUGUGAUAACAAUUGUUCAAAUUUUCAGUUUUCUUCCGUUUAUUGUGUUGCUCAUUUGCAAAAGAUUCAUUCCGGAGUUUCUGCUUUCGCUUAACUCACCUACUCAAGUUGCAUAUAAUAUCGGUAUAUUAUCACACUUUAUCAGUAGUGGAGUAAAUCCGUUUGUGUACGGGUUUUGUAGUAAAAUAUUUCGGCGGGAAUUUAAGAAAGUGUUCUGUAAAAAGUUAUAACAUUACUCCACUUGCCGACUGAUUCAUUCGCGAACUUAAUAUUUUCCUGAAUAUGCAUGACAUCUUUUUCUCUCGAUUGAAUUCGAAAUAAAGAACAAAUGAUGAAUAUGCCCAAAUUGUAUAUGAAGCGUUAUUAAUAUUGACUUUAGCUCUUUCAAUCUUCGCGCAGUUCGGACAAAAAUUUAGAAAAAGUCAGUGCCUAAUAACAAUAACACAAAUAUAGCUGGAUUUAGAGCAAUGCAGACGAUAUACACCUGGCAUCAAACACACAUACUCUCUGAACAAAAGUUUGUCAAAUAUCUUUUUUUCUCUCCCGAAUUUCCAUAGAAUGAAACAUAUUUUAUGGGAUGAUGUUAGCUUUUGUACAAACCAGAGUCUUUCAAAUAUACAUAACUUACAUGUAUGCUAGUUUUUUUUAAUAAAUAUGCAGACAUA